Molecule: messenger RNA, 3547 nt
Organism: Oryza brachyantha (malo sina)
Lineage: Eukaryota; Viridiplantae; Streptophyta; Magnoliopsida; Poales; Poaceae
Exons: 14
Coding region: 36-3029 (997 amino acids)
Source: RefSeq, a predicted model, not a curated record
UCUCGGAUCGCCGGUCGCGCGGCGGGGGGGCUCCAAUGUGGCGGCGCGGGUCCCACUCCGACGCCGCCCACCACCUCCCCACCGCGGGCGGCUCCGGCGUGUCGUCGGCAUCGUCCUCUGCAGGCGCUUCGCGGAGGCGGCGGCGCCCGGGGCUGUCGUGCCGGCCGAGCCACCUGUUCUUCGCGCUCCUCGUCGCGCUCUUCACGGCCUCCCUGCUCGUCGUCUGGCAGCUGCUCCCCAUCGGCGACGGCGACAAGGCGGAGGGGGCCGAGGGGCUGCCGCGGCCGGAGGACGGCGGGGGAGGAGGGGCCAUGCGGUUCUCGACCUCGAGCGUGGCGCUGCGCGCGUUCCACGGCGAGAGCCGGCUCGAGGCGGCGAGAUCCGAGCGGCGGUGGUGGCCCGGCCUUGCGCCCGUGAGGCUGGCUAUCUUUGUGGGAACUAUGAACAUAAAUGCACAGUCCGUGAUGGUUGCUACUUUGGCAAAAAGUCUUAUGAAUCUGGGUUACGAGCUUGAGGUUAUAGCAUUUGUGGAUGGGCAAGCUAACGAUAUUUUGGAAAAUAUUUGCCAUGUAAAUAUUGUCAGCCCUCAGAGCUUGAAGUCUAUCCAUUGGUCAAAAUACAAUGCUGUGCUAUUAAGCUCUCUGGAAGGGAAAAGGGUCAUUUCAAUUCUUAUGCAGGAGCCUUUCCAAUUUCUACCUGUGGUCUGGCUUAUUCAUGAAGAUGCUCUAGGACAGCUCCUUAGAAAUCCGGAACUGCACCAGUCCAUUCCUAAUCAUAUUGAAGACUGGAGAACUCAUUUUAAUGCAUCCACUUAUGUUGUGUUUCCAGAUAGCUACCUACCUCUAUUACACUCGGCCCUUGAUACUGGGAACUUUUUGGUGAUUUCUGGUUCACCAGUUGAUAUCUGGGCAACAAAAAGAUAUGGCUCAUCACAUACUCGAGAAAGCAUAAGGAAUCAUUACGGAAGCAAAUAUGACGAUGUUGUUGUUUUAGUUGUUGGGAGCUACCUGUUCUUUGAUGAAUUACCAUGGGAUUUUGCAUCAGUUUUGCAUGCAUCAGCCCCACACAUCAUGGACAUGGCAAAAACUAAAAAUUUAGGAGUUCAGUUCAUUUUUCUCUGCGGAAAUGACACUGAUGCCUAUAACUCUGCUUUCCAGGAGCUUGCUUCUCAUAUGGGAUUUCCUGUUGGUUCUGUAAAGCAUUUCUCCAUGGCUCAUGAUAUUAGGAACCUGUUAGUAUUUGCUGAUAUUGUUCUCUAUGGUUCUUUAAGAGAAGAACCUGUUUUCCCUCCUUUAUUGUUGAGGUCCAUGGCCUCUGAAAUUCCUAUCAUCGUGCCAAAUCUAACCGUUAUAACGAAAUAUAUCACUGAUGGCAUCCAUGGCUUCCUUUUUAAUGCUGAUGACCCAAGCACAAUGGUUUCAGCUUUCACACGAAUUUUAGGAGACAAAAAAAUUUCAGCAGCAGCCUAUUCUGUUGCUUUGGAGGGGAAGCUGCUUUCCAGAAACAUGUUAGCUUAUGAUUGUAUUACUGCUCAUGUUAUGCUUCUUGAGAGUGUGUUGCAUUAUCCUUCCUACGCCAAACUACCAUCUCCUGUUUCUAAAGUUCAAGAGAGAACAUGGUUAUGGGAACCUUUUGAGACAAAAGCCACUCUAGAAAACAGUUCUUUGGAAGAUGACAGCCAUCUCCUCACAAGGAUGAUUGAUAAUCUUGUCGGAGAAUCUCAUGAAAAUAACCAAACAAUCUACUCUGAUAGCAAUGAUACUUCCUUAUAUGACUACCCUAGCCUGUCUGACUGGAAUGAUCUAAGUGAAGUUGAAAUCUUUGAAGACAUUGAGAGGAGAGAAAUUGAGGAGAUUGAUGAAAGGGUGGAAAGACCCUUGUUAUCCUGGGAUGAGGUGUACAAAAAUGCCCGAAAAUCAGAAAGGCUAAGGCCUGAAGGAAAUGAACGUGAUGAAGGUGAACUGGAAAGGACUGGGCAACCAGUGUGUGUAUAUGAGAUUUACAGUGGAGAAGGGGCAUGGCCAUUUUUACACCAUGGUUCUCUAUAUCGUGGCAUUACCCUUUCUAAAGGAGGCAGGAGACCCAGAUCAGAUGAUGUGGAUGCUGUAACCCGUCUUUCAGUUCUGGACAAUCCAUAUUACCGUGAUCGCCUUUGUGAAUUUGGUGCUAUGUUUUCCAUAGCGAACAGAAUUGACACGGUACAUAAGUUACCAUGGAUAGGUUUCCAGUCAUGGGAGGCUGCUGGAAGAAAGGUAUCCUUGUCUGAGAGUGCUGAAGAAACCUUAGAGGAAACUAUGACCAGCAAAAACCAUGAGGAUGUUAUAUACUACUGGGCACCAAUGGAUGUGGAUCAAACUUCCAACUUUUGGUCGAUGUGUGACCAGCUAAAUGCUGGUCGUUGCAGAAUACUUUUCGAGGAUGCAUUCAGGACUAUGUACGGGCUUCCAGAGGGUGUCGCAGCCCUGCCACCAAUGCCCAAUGAUGGUGAUUAUUGGUCUACUCUGCAUAGCUGGGUGAUGCCUACUCCAUCAUUUUUGAAGUUCAUCAUGUUCUCAAGGAUGUUUGUCGAUUCCCUUCAUAGCUUGAACAUGAACAGUACGGAUCCAGCUUCAUGCUUGCUUGGAGCAUCGCAAUCUGAGAAAAGUCACUGCUAUUGUCGAGUUCUUGAAGUCCUUGUGAAUGUUUGGGCUUAUCACAGCGGAAUGAUGAUGGCCUACCUCAACCCUACCACAGGAGAGAUCACAGAGCAGCAUCAUCUUGAUGAAAGAAGUGAGAUGUGGGUAAAGUUUUUCAAUUUCACUCACCUGAGGAGCAUGGACGAGGAUCUAGCAGAGGAAGCAGAUGAUGGCAUGCAUCCUGGGGAUGAUCAAUGGUUGUGGCCACUGACUGGUCAGGUAUUCUGGUCUGGUAUUGCUGACCGUGAGAGGGAGGAGAAAUACAUUAAGAAAUUGGAUAAAAAACUCAAGAACAAGGUGAAGCUGCUUGAAAGGCAAAAAUCCGGUUACAAGCAGAAGCCCCUUGGACAAUGACCAUAGGAGAUGACAAUCAGAAAGUUUUUUUGAUCAACAUCAGCUGACAAUCAGAAAGUUUUUUGAUCAACUUCAGAUGAUAAUCAUCAAACCUUUUGACCAACAUCAGCUGUAGAUUCAACCCAACAGGCAACAGACCAUGUCAUAUGGCAAUUGAACACAUUCUUGCAGCUGGGAGAGGUAAAGCGCAUGUACCGAACUGUUGUGAAUACACAUUUCUUCUCACCUCUUCGAUCUCCGUCUCUUCUCCUAAGGAGCUUGGUGAAGCUGGAGGCUGCCUGGGCACUGGAUCAUCCAUUCCAUUCGGUUUUUCUUGUUAAUAUAGAGGUUAUAAAACUAUGUUACAUAGGUCCCACUGAUUCGAUUCUUUAUUUAUCUUCCUCCACUGCCAUGAAAGUGGCAGCUUCGAGGGCAGCAGAAUUUUGGUAGCCUUGUAAACCCUGUAACUCACCAUCAUCACUGUACAUGUAAAUUUCCAGCAGAUGCACGGAUAUAAGAGCAAUAUUUAAAUCCUUCAG